Drosophila ficusphila is the source of this 819-nucleotide messenger RNA. RefSeq lists its product as uncharacterized. Lineage: Eukaryota; Metazoa; Arthropoda; Insecta; Diptera; Drosophilidae. The transcript is spliced from 3 exons. The record is from RefSeq and is a predicted model, not a curated record. The coding region runs from base 236 to 541 and encodes 101 amino acids.
UAUAUAAAAGCAACAACAAUUAAUUGUAAUUGACUCAGUCGCACGGGCAGCGCACAACAGCCAAGUCGGUUUGGACUUGGACUUCAAAUUGGGAUUCCGAAUCUCGCACUUGAUUCCCCCUUCUAUAUUCUUUGUUUUUGUUGGCUUUCGAUUAUGCGAUUGACAGUGGCUGGUGGUCUUCUGGUGCUCCUCGGCAUUCUCGGUGCAUCUUGGGCGGAUCUCACCUACCGCGGAAAUGCGGUUCAUCCAGGUGAGCAAUGGCCAUUGGAUAUUUAAGAGGCGAAUCGAUUAUCCUGGCCAGUGCUACUAUGAGGAACUCAACCAGGCGAUUCCCAAGAAGCAGUCCUACAAGCCGAUCAACCGCGAAGGAUACUGCCAAUCGAUCUACUGUCGGCCGGACUAUGUCCUGGAGAUUGGCUACUGCGGUCGUCACAACCUCGUUCCCACGGAGAAGUGCAGGAUUGCCUCGGACAUGAGACGCACCUUCCCCGACUGCUGCCCCAAAUUGGUUUGCCAGGAGUCGGAGAGCAACUACAUUUAGGCACCUUCCCUAUUCCUUGAAUCCAAACCUAGUAUUAGCUUCAAACGUAUUACUUUUUGUUUUUCUCAAACCCAUUCAAUAACUUUUGUUCUAAGAUUUUGCAUUGGUGCGAAAAGUUUCCUCACUUCUUGUUCUACAUUUUAUUUCUCUGUCUUUUAUAUGUUCUUUGAAAAUGUUGAUUAUGAGUCAUGUCUUAUGUUUUCACAAUUUGGUUUAAAAAAUACCAAUAUGUAUAGGACAGCUAAGGAACUUACGAAAUAAAUAUAUUUAUAAAAAUA